Lepisosteus oculatus (spotted gar) is the source of this 1027-nucleotide messenger RNA. Lineage: Eukaryota; Metazoa; Chordata; Actinopteri; Semionotiformes; Lepisosteidae. The record is from RefSeq and is a predicted model, not a curated record.
GCUCUCAUGGGGACUUUAACUGAGCUGGGGGCUCAGAACCUGCUGGACACCAUCAUGUACCUAUGUGGAGUGUCAGGAUCUACCUGGUGUUUGACAUCUUUGUACCACAACCAGACCUGGUCCUCUGAAUUAGAGAAGGCAGAGAAAGAGAUGGUGCAAAGACUCACAACUGGCUCGUUUGACUGUCUAAAAGCAUUGGCAAGAAUUAUGGAGGCAGAAAAGGAUGAGAACUUUUCCAUCACAGAUGUAUUUGCAUCUACAAUUGUAUACGACAUGGUGAAGCAGGUGGAUGAAAAACAUUUUUCUAAGGAAACCGAUGAUGAAAUGAACAACCCUUACCCUAUCUUGGCAGUUGUGGACAAGGAGCAGAGACAGAAGGAUGAAUACGAUAGAGGGGUCUGGUGUGAGAUUACCCGCCAUGAAGUGGGGUACUCUGGGUAUGGAGCCUUUGUGGAAACACCAUUCUUUGGGAGCCGUUUUGCAGGAGGGGAUGUGGAGGAGCUCAGAGAUGAGAUGGACAUCCUGUACUUGCAAGGUCUUUCUUCAUCUUUGUUGUUACACUAUAGAUGAAGAAAAAACUCCACUUGGAUGCCAAAGCCUUUGAUACACACAAAAGAUUUUUAGGCAAAUGGAGGAACUUUUCCAUAUAUUUCUAUUGGACUUCAGUUUAUUGUGUUGGGCUUUUACAUAAUGUUUGGUAAUGGUGAUAAAAUAUUCCAUGUGUUACAUUUGCAUUAGGAAAUUAGGAAAAUUAAUAAUUUUAUAGGGAUGGCUGUUCCCAGGUACUCCUAAAUUAUCUUGAAUGGAAGAGGUGCCCAUGGUGACUCCACUAACCGCUGACCACAUAAUCUAUGUAAACUUUUGGUUCACAGAGAAGGGUUUCUCAACUUCCAUUGCAGAAAAACAACAGAAACAAAACUCAUCCUGAAACUAGGUUCACACCUCCCCCUUUCUCUCAAUGACUGACUUGUUUUCAUGUAAUCUUCUUUAUUCUCAUGCUGGUUUUGACUUCACACCUUUCUUCACC